GGAACAUGAAGUAGAAGAAACGUAAACACGGCGUUUGCAUAACGCAAAAGCAACCACCACCCAGGAUACGAUGGCAACGAUAAAGUACAUCGGCCGUACCACGGAUUUCCGUGGCAAAACACUGUGGGAAAUAGUGGGAAACUUGAAAAACUUUGGUGUAGGACGUGUCGUUGUCCGGAGCAUGUUCGAACGCUAUCCCGAGCCAAGCUUUAUGAAAAUUGUGAAAGUUGAAGCACUGCCGAAUGAGGAACCUGCCCGCAAGGUACGGGUAACGGUGGAGAAAACGUUCCGCGGUCAAACGAGUCCCAACCUAGUGCAGAUCGAAAGUGUAUCCUACAAGGCGGACUACCGAUUGCUGUCCAAACACGAGGAAGCUUCCUACUGCAGGCUGGUCGACCGACAGGAGAAGAUAUUCCCGCGUGAAAUCGAUCUGCCACCGUUGCUGAAGGAAUUUAUCGCACGCGAAACGGGAAAACCAGCGCCAAAAGUUCCGAUCAAGCUAAAGGUGGGUCGUGAAAGCCGAUACCGCGUGGCGAAGGAAGGCGAACGACCAACGGUUGAUGUUACGAUGAACAUCGGCACACCGGCAAGCCCUAGCUUAUACGCCAACUGUGAACUAUAA
Anopheles maculipalpis is the source of this 622-nucleotide messenger RNA. RefSeq lists its product as uncharacterized. The transcript is spliced from 2 exons. Lineage: Eukaryota; Metazoa; Arthropoda; Insecta; Diptera; Culicidae. The record is from RefSeq and is a predicted model, not a curated record. Gene Ontology annotation, molecular function: structural constituent of ribosome. Gene Ontology annotation, cellular component: mitochondrion; mitochondrial small ribosomal subunit. Gene Ontology annotation, biological process: mitochondrial translation. Bases 71 to 622 code for a protein of 183 amino acids.